CGCAAGCCAUAGACAACAUACCUAUGUCUUAUGCCUGCCCUGACUCUUGCCCUGCUUUACAUUGGCUGGCUUCUGCAUACCUUAUGUGAACACGAGCUGACACUUAUUCAUACCGUCCCAAACUUGUAAAAGUCCUCAGCUCUACUAUUCUUGGGUUCUCUCAUCUAAAGGAAGACGUGAACACUUUCCAUCUUCGAUGAUCCAGCAACGGCAGCUCUUGCCUUUCUCCUCGACAUCCACGUGACUACGACUAGGUUGAUAACGGCAAGCUUCCAUGACUCCGGAUGUGCAAAUACAUCAAACAUCACGUUGAUGCUUGCGUCUUCUCGGUACUUGUUCUUUUCAGGGCAAAAGGAUUUUCAUUUUGCAUCCGAUUGGUAACACCCCGCAAGCAUGAUCCUCGGGCUAGUCAAAUGCUACUCUUAAGCCUAGUGAGCUUGGAUGCGGGGGAGUGAGAGGUACGUGGCCGAACUGCGAAGGUACAGAAGGUCGGGAGAUGUGUCGCAAGGAUUGCAUGAUCUCUUCAAGCAUGAGGCCUUGUUGUUCUCACCGCUCCCAAUUCAUCUCUUUAUCUUACGCCUCGAACUGUCCUGAGUCUCAACGUUCAAUAUGGCAGACACUAAUGAAGUCGAUGGCACUUCUUCCAAUGCCCUCUGUACGGUCGAUGAGUUUGUGUCUCAGCAGUACGACUUUGUGGUCGUCGGUGGAGGGACAGCAGGCUUGUGUGUGGCAGCCCGAUUGACGGAAGAUCCCAACAUCUCUGUAGCUGUCCUCGAGGCUGGAGAAAACCGAAUGGAUGAUCCCAAGGUCUCGACGCCAGCUUUUUAUCCAACGAUGGUAGGUCGACAUUCCAGACAUCUGCUCAUCUUCUGCAUCCUAUUUUGCCAGACGAAUGCCGACUACUUUCAUGGAGACCUCCUUCCCAGACAAUAUUCGAUCCAGAGUGGUGUUUACCAUGUGACUUUCACCACGUGACAAGGCUGAGCCAUAGCAUGGCUACGUAUCUGCUACACAAGUACUGUCUCCAUGGAGGCAAGCAUAUGGCGGUUUGCGUGGCAGCAGCUCUUCAUGCAAUCCCUCUUGUGCCCUACUGAUCCUCAAGCUAUCAUCCCUUGCUUACCUAAUCCCAGAUCGGCCGCAAAGAAUACGACUGGUGCAUGACUUCCACCCCGCAACCAAAUGCCGGCAACAAGGUCUACUCGAUGCCACGAGGCAGACUCUUGGGCGGCUCCUCCGGCAUCAACUAUCUCAUGUACGUUCGUGGGAGUAGAAAUUGCUAUGAUGUCGGCUGGGAAUCCAUCGGCAACAAGGGCUGGGGAUGGGACGGCCUGGCUCCCUAUUUCCUCAAGCACCAAACUCUUGACGUGACGUCUGUCCACGACGAUCCUCAAUUCAUGCCCGUGGCAGGAGGCGACGAGUUUCACGGCAGGAACGGCCCCAUCCACACCAGCUUCAAUGACUGGUACAGCCCGUUCGAGGUCGAUUUCGCCGAGGCCGCAUACGCUGUAACCGGAACCAAGAAGACUAUCCAUGACGCAUGGAGCGGUGACCAUAUGGGCUUCUACUCCAGCCUCGGUGCCGUGAAUAGGACCGAUGACCCGGGGAAACGAUCCUACGCUGCCACAGGGUACCUCCGGCCAAACCUGCACAGGUCGAAUCUGAAAGUCCUGACCGAGGCACAGGCGACUCGAAUCAUCUUGGAUGGGACCACCGCCAAAGGUGUAGAGUUCGUCCACAAGGGUCAAAAGUAUAGCGUCAAUGCGACUAGGGAGGUCAUCUUGUCUGCCGGUGUUAUCCAGAGCCCGCAACUCCUGGAGCUUUCUGGCAUCGGCGAUCCGGAAGUUCUCAAAGCAGCCGGCGUGGACUGUGUUGUCGAAAACAAAGGCGUAGGCGCGAAUUUCCAGGAUCAUGUGCUCGGAGGGCUGCUGUACUACUUGAAACCCGGAAUCACGUCUCUGGAUGCCUUGCACGGUGAAGAGUUCAUGAAAAUGCAACAAGACGUCUACCAGCAGAGCGCAAAGGGCCCGUACGCAUCGCCUGGGAUGAUGAUGGGCUUCGUUUCUUAUGCGUCGCUGGUCUCGCCUGAAGAGUUAGAGACCACCAUCAAGGAGAUUCAGGAUAAGUCUCUGGCGAGGACGGAUUUCGAGAAGGCUCAAGAGAAGGCCAUUGUCGAUCAACUCCGGGACCCUACCUUCGCCAACCUUCAAACGUUCUGUAUUGGCUGCCGUCUUGACGUCGCAAAGGGCUCUGACCAGACACAAUUCUUCUCUGCUCCGCCUCCUGGACGACAGCAGAUUUCCCUUCUCAUGUGCCUGGAGCACCCUUUGUCUCGGGGCACCGUACACAUAAAGUCUGCGGAUCCUCUGGCUGCGCCGGAAAUCGACCCAGGCUAUUUCCGCAAUGAGGUUGACGCCAAGAUUCUGGCAGCCGGAAUGGGCUGGAUGGACCGAGUGGCCAAACAUCCUGUCCUAGCCAAAUCUCUCGACGAGCGUGAACUGCCGCCUCCAAAUGUCAGUCUUGACAGUGAAGAAGAGAGGAUCGAAUACGUCAAGAACCACAUCAGCACACAGUACCAUCUCAUUGGCACCUGCGCCCUGGGAGAAGUCGUGGAUAAUGAGUUGAGGGUGAAAGGCGUCCAAGGUCUUCGAGUGGUUGAUGCUUCGAUUUUCCCAGGUCAUGUGUCCGGAAAUAUCAUGGCGACCACGUAUGCCGUAGCCGAGAAAGGCGCCGACAUCAUCAAAGCCUCCAUCAAGGCAUAAGGGUCGCGGAGACCUUCCAUUCCAUAUGAAUCAUAAUGCUCCUCGUGGCCU
Molecule: messenger RNA, 2810 nt
Organism: Exophiala xenobiotica
Lineage: Eukaryota; Fungi; Ascomycota; Eurotiomycetes; Chaetothyriales; Herpotrichiellaceae
Exons: 3
Coding region: 1158-2759 (533 amino acids)
Molecular function (GO): oxidoreductase activity, acting on CH-OH group of donors; flavin adenine dinucleotide binding
Source: RefSeq, a predicted model, not a curated record